This is a messenger RNA of Acanthaster planci (crown-of-thorns starfish), 5372 nucleotides long. RefSeq lists its product as uncharacterized. The record is from RefSeq and is a predicted model, not a curated record. NCBI's taxonomy places the organism in Eukaryota, Metazoa, Echinodermata, Asteroidea, Valvatida, Acanthasteridae. Gene Ontology annotation, molecular function: protein binding.
CGGCGGCGCGGACGGACGUCGGUGACCGGUGGUGAGAACGCAACGAGCAGAAGAGAGGAUUAAGGACAUGACAGAAUUCGUACCGGUGUAGGCCUAAAUGUAAAAAAAUAUCACAUUAUUUGUGUGCAGGUGUGAUUAGAACCUUUUGGCAAGUAGCUAAUACUACUGGCUUUAUGGACCAUUAAUUCAAGUGACGGCAGGAAGACUGCAACUUGAACUAUGGAGUUUCAGCACAGCGCCAGUAUGGCAAGUCUGCCUAGCCUUACAGGCUUCAGCGAGGCAAUUAGUGAAGCUGAAGAAAUCGAAAGCGUCAAGAGAUUGCAGCAGCAAGGCGAUGCAGCCUUCCAAGCCAAGGACUUUGCUCUGGCGGCAGCGUGCUAUGGAGAAGCACUGGAGAUAGACACUGACAAUGCUCAGUUGCUCGCCCGGAAAACCAUCUCCAACAUUGAACUCGGAGAGUGUGCCGAGGCGAGGAAAGAUGCUGAGUAUUUGAUCAAGCUGAACCCUCAUGUACCCCAGGGUCACUACCUUCUAGCCGUUAGCCUGAAUAACCUUCAGGAGUUUAACCUUGCAAUCAGUGCCUUCCUGAAUGCCUUGCAUUACGAUGUCAAACACCGAGACCGACUUGCCGACAACGUAGCAGUUGUAGCUGGAAACCUCUGUAACAUCCCUCCAGAAGCUUUGGAAACUUUCGCAGACUUGUCGCCGGCUGAAAAGCUACUGGAAGUGGGUAUCAACUUGAAGCGAGCCAAUCAGAAUGCUUCCUGCAUUGAGGUGCUGCAAAGUGCCCUGGAUCUGAAAACGCUGGACGAAUUGUGUCAACAGCGGGCACUGUUCAGCAUCGGAGCAGGCUAUGCCGGUAAUACAGAUUAUGAAUCGGCAAAAGACUUUUACAAACAGUGCUUGUCUAUCGCUCUCCAACAGAAAAACCAGCGAUAUGAAGCUGAGGUCUACUGCCGCCUGGCUGAAAUAUACAUACAAGAGGAGAGCCUUGAGCAAGGGAUCUUGUACUAUGUAAAGCUUCUCUCAAUCUGUCAAGACCUUGAAAAACUAGAGGUCAGCCCCAAUGAGUCCUGUGAUGUGAAUUUGCUGCGAGAAGUUCACGAGACCCUCAGUAACGCAUACAAGGCUGUGUGUGAUUUUCCACAUGCACUGAAGCAUGCCCAAAAGAAUCUUGAAGUGCUAGGAGGGGUCAAGGAGGACUUUCAAAUGGAGAAAAGUGAUCUAUUAGGGAAGGCGCACUUUACAGUAGCUUCUCUACAUGAAGCAGUUGAAGAUUUUGUGUCAUCACUUGGUCACUUUAAAUCUUAUCUUGCAAUAGCUAAGGCUUCAAAUGAUCGUGCGGGCAUGGGGAGAGCCUAUGGGUGUAUUGGAAGAAUCUACCAUAAACUGUACAACUAUUCAUUAGCUCAGAGCUUCUAUGAGCAACAACUUCAUAUUUCUGAGAAGCUUUCAUAUCACACAAUGCAAGCCACGGCUCUCAGAAGCCUUGCCAAUGUUCAUGAAGACUUUGGCAACACAGACAGGGCACUGGAAUGCCUUCAGAGGUACCUCCAAAUCAGCCGGAAGCUUGAUGAGUUUGCCACGGAGUGCCUGGCAUUUAUCGCCAUGGGAGAGCUGCACCAGGCUCAUGGAAAUCCCCAACACGCUCAGCAUUUCUACGAGCAAGCUCUACAUCUGGCUGAGCGAUCACAUGAAACUGAGCUGGCCUAUGCUAGCAGAAGCAAACUCGCCCAGGUGUUGCUCAUUUCUCGAGCUGAGAAGGAUCUCGAGAGAGCGCGGAUGCUGGCAGGAGAUUCCAUUGAGUAUUACAUCCAAGCCCUGAAAGAUCCCAAGCAGAACAAAGAGAACACCUUAAAGUAUCUUGAGCAGAGCUACAAACUCAUCCAAGUCGCUCUGAAGAAACUUACCAGACCAUACGAAGCCCUAGAGUAUGCCGAAACCCAAAUGAGACGAGAGUUUCUCAACAUGGUGGCCAAGAACACUGCUAGUUUAGGCCAGGGAACGGAGGCUGUACAAGACUUGCUCAGCAGUUACGCAACCAUCGAUGAGAUGCUAAAGAUUGCAAACAAGGAAACUGCAACAGUUGUGUAUCUCUCCCUCUGCCACUCCUGUGUUCUGAGUUGGGUCUUCCGACCGGGAGAAGGUUGCUGGACCGGCAAGGACGACCAAGACGCUGCCACCCAGGACUGUCCCCGGCACAUCCAAAACCUCAUUUCCUCCAUGAGAGUCACCAAGCACCAAGCAGAUGAAGCUUAUGAGACUGAAUAUAGAGCCCUGCCUCUCCGAGACUCCAAGAUACAUCAGUUGAAGACCAUGAACUUUGCCAAGACAAAACGAGGAGCCUCGAAAACAACCUCUCUAGAUGCUGCAGAGGAUGAAAGUAGCUCAAAGACAAAAGAGUCACCUUCCAGAAAGCUACACAAGCUUCUUCUCUCCCAAGUGGAGUGUCUUCUCGAAGGGUGUAGCUCAGUCGUGAUUGUUGCCGAUCGGGAACUAGCUCAAGUUCCAUUUGAUGCCUUAGAAGACGAGGAAGGGUAUCUAUUCGGUGACAGGUAUCACCUGACUUUACUGCCCUGUCUAGAAGCUUUGAAAUACACCCACAAGCAUAGCAGCAGUGACAGUAAUCAAAACCGUGCAGAAAUUGUCACAAACUCUCAAAAAUCACCAACACAUCCCAUAUACCUGGACCACAUGCUGAGAGUGGUCAUCCCUCCUAAGGAACGCCCUCACAGCAUCGUCAGGGAAACAGAUGCCGAAGCUCCCAAAAUGUCCCAGAACAGCACCAGGCCAUCAUACAUCAGCUUUGACCUUAACUCCUACCACUUUAUUAAAAGUCCCAAAGACAGGGUCUCCGUGAUGGAAGACCGAUUUCUGCGAGGCAGAGAGCUCAGUGGGAGUACCCUGAUUUCGAGGACAUGGAGCGGGCCCGACCUGCCCUCAGCACAUGAGGGGAAGAUUCAACACUAUCAGCAGCAGAAUAGUCAACUGAGGGCGCUUGUCAUUGGCAACCCAGCACUUCCAAAGAAGUUGAGAUUGCAUGGCAAGAUUUGGGAACCGCUGUCAGAAUUGCACAUCGCUCAAGAGGAGGCUCACAGGAUUGCUCACCGCCUUGACACAAAGGCCAUUGUGGGGUCAAAGGUCACCAAAGAAACCGUCCUAACUGAAUUACCCAAAUCAUCGCUGAUCCAUCUUGCAAUGUACGGCUCAUGGGAGCAAGCGUGCCUAGCCUGCACACCAAACCCAACCAGUCAACCACUUGCUGACAGAUCCCAUGAUCAGAGUGAUUGUGUGAUUGGAGUGGAUGACAUCAUCGGUCUGAAACUGCAGGCUAAGCUGGUGGUGAUGAGCUGUUGCUAUGGGAACCGUCACCGUGACGUUCACCUGGAACUGCCGCUUGCAUUUCUUGUGGCAGGUGCUGAGUCGAUCCUACUUCUACUGUGGUCUGUGCCAGACAUCACCCGGGAUAAAUUCUGGCAUCAUUUCUACCUGGCUCUGCAAGAAGGUCGUCAUGUCUCAGAGGCCGUAGCCCAAGCCAAGAACUCUUUGAGAGAAGACGAGAGGUUCCGUUCACCUCGCUACUUGGGGGCCUUUUGUCUCCUUGGAGGGGAUCCCUUUAUCAGCCUCCUGGAUGUCAAGCACGGCAUGUUGGAUCAGUUUCUCAACACAAUGGAGGAGACUUACCUCAGCAGUCAAAAGCAAGACGUAUUGAACAUAAGGAAGGUUGACGAACAGGAGGGUGCUUCAGAGUCACUUCCGGAGAGGAUGAGGAAGCAUUUGUCUGGUCUGCUGCAACAUCAUGCCCAGUACUCAGAUGCUAUACCACAGUUAGUUAAGCUGUUGAGCCAUUGCCUCCAUCUCACAGACCCUCAGAGCGACCAUCCAACACCCCCCUCUGCCCAGUCGCUCCCACCGUGCAUCUUAAGAGCACCCUCGGCCAUCCCAUUGCUCAAUCAGCUGGGGUUUCACUUCCAGGCGGCCGGGUCUGGUACCCUGGAUCCUCAGGUGGUCUUUCCACAGUGGGAUCCGGACUCCAUAAUAGAGCCUGCACUGCAGGCCCUCAAGGGCUUACAAGACAUUUGUGAGAAGGCGGAGUGUGCCCACAAUUUGGCCAGAGUCUUAGAGAGUCAGGAAAAACUGUUAUCAGGUCUCAUUGACGUGAUGAGCUUCACCAAGCACAUGCCAGAGAUCCAGCUGAAGGUCAACGACACAGGGGUUAGUCAUCUCUGGGGUCAUCACCAAGCGAGGGCGCUGCUGACCAGCCUGGGCUUUGCUCAAGUGGGCCAGUUCCUGAUGUUUGAUGGAACAACAGCUAAUAAGCGUCUCCUCCAUGCAGCCCUGCUAGUCCUGUGCUCCACCAUGGGUGAGAAGGGGCAUGCCAUGCUGCAUCGUCUAGACAUCCGCUACCUGGGCAUCAGCACCAAGUCACCCAUCCUCCGCUCGGCCCGUAAGACCCCCAUCAAGUCAGCCCUCAGGUCGGCCAGCACGAACCGAACAAUGACCCCCAGCGCCCUCAGGUCAUGCACACCCACUGCCGUCAGGUUACGAACAGCACCGAUAGCCAUGGGCAAGGAAUCCACUCAGGUGAAGUCGCUGCCAUCACUGAAUCCCGUGAAGGUGUCCAAAAACAAGUUUGCGUUUUCUACUCCAUGGUGGAGUCAACCGACCAAGUCACCUGAGGUUAAGGAAAAGAUGCGGCUAGCUAGAAGCUUGAGUGACCUCCACUUGGAAUACGCCCGACGUGUUCAACACACUCGUAACUGGCACGUUGAGUCCAUCACCCCACAGGCCCAGAAAUCGCUGUCAGCCAUUGGUCAGCCAAAGCCCCGCACCCAGGUUGUCAAGGUCAAGGCCGAUGCCACGCCCUCAUGCAGCCGGGAACCGGUGAACCGGGAAACAGAAUUAGGCACAGAGGCAAUAGAGCAGAGACGAGACUACAGCCGUUACUUACUGCAUGCCCGCAAUACAGACGUGGAGCGACGACAUGUGGACGCAGUGCAGAAAAUCUUCCAGCCGUACGUCAGCCAAAGAACAGCUGCUGCAGUUAUCAAAUGAAGUGACUUGACUACAAGAAGUCUGACUGAAAACUUCGUCAAAAUUCCGAGUUCUAAAAUGUUGCUCGUGCAUCUGGAUGCUACAUAGUGUAAAAGCAGCACCUGCCACACUGCUCUUUGCAUUAUCUGUUAUCAUUCUGGUCAGACCCAAUUUGUUUUGCAAUGCUAAAUUUUUAUGUACCCAGAUUUAUCAUAUUUCAGUACCCAAUUUCAUAUGAACAAGCGUGACAAACGCAUGGUUGAUAAAGAUUUUCCUCAUCAUAUGUUUGGAUAUGUACGGAUAAUCAAUGCCCGUGUAUUUCUAAGGAAUUUUCAUGA